Symbiodinium necroappetens is the source of this 1114-nucleotide messenger RNA. NCBI's taxonomy places the organism in Eukaryota, Dinophyceae, Suessiales, Symbiodiniaceae. The record is from the annotation of a GenBank genome assembly.
AUGCACACGAGGGCAGCGGGCGGUAAAUGCAAGGGCAAUGACGAGGAUGCAUCCAAAGUGGCGGUGAACGUGCGUGAGACCAGUGACGAGGAGCUCGGCGAGGGGCGUGGCCCCAAGAGUCGGCGAGGUCCAGAGGGCAGCCCGAGGGAUCGACGGCCCUGCUGGACGAUGAUUAGCCCUCUGGAUGUGGAGUGGGCGACCGGCACAGACUCGCUCAUCGCAAGCUCGCAGAAGCCGGUACCACCGGGCACGGACAUGCACAGGGUGGUCAUCAAGGAGGACGUGGAACCAGAAGCCAGGGUGGAUUGUGGCAAAGCGGGAUAUGAGCUCAAGGUAGCCGAGGCAGCUAUUUGGGAUGCAUUCCAAAGCACGGAGGUUGAUGGAGCUCUCGCGGGAAGCGGGCACAAGUUGGACCUGCGCAAGGCGGAGUAUGUUUGCUGGCAGGGCCUGCUGGCCAACGUUGAAGGGAUCCUGCAGACGCUUGGCCUGGCGUACUGCCAUGGCACUGUCACCGAUGAGGUGGCAUCCGAGCUGCUGUUCCAGUUCGGUUUGCAAGCAUUGGAUUUGUCCUUCUGUUCGCAGCUCUCUGACGCUCCCUUUGAAGCCCAUCCUCAUUCUCUGCUGCGUGAGUUGCGACUGUCAAGCACGAAUGUGAGCGACCGGGGCCUCGAAAGCAUUGCGAGACGCGCACCAAACCUGGAAGUUGUCGACGUUGGGUGGGCGAUGAAGCUUACGGACUCGGGUAUUCUGUCCCUCGUGACAUUCUGCUCGAAGUUACAGGCAUUAUGCGUUCGCAGCACUGAGAUCACCGAUGCAAGCUUCGAAGCGAUCAUGCAGUGCCAACAUCUCGAGCGUCUGAAUGCUUCAUGGUGUUUGAGAGCGACAGCUCAUGCGCUGGACAUACUUGCAGACACCAACAGCGUCACCCGGCCGCCUCUGAAGUCGAUCGAUCUGGAUCAUCUUGGCGCCAUCGCGUUAGAUAUCGGUCUUGAUGCUGGUGCACCCCUUCCAGCACUUCCGAUGAUCGCGUCGACAGGGCAGUGGGAGUCGAGUGCAUCGCUGUCUCCGCUGCCUCCUAACUGGUGCCGAACUCAAUUGAACCUGUGCGACAAAG